UUUGUAUCCCUUCCAAUUUCGUUUCGACAUCUUUCGUCUCGGGGUAAGGAAAGCUCUCAUCUUUUCUUCUUUUUAGAUCUUAACGAUUAUUGAAUUUUACUGUUUCUGCAAUCAUCAUCAAUCAAAAAGGUUUUAUAGUUGAUUGAGAAAAACAUGGGAGGUGACAACGACAAAGGCUUUCAUGGGUAUCCUCCCGCUGGAUACCCGCCGGGUCCUGGGGCUUAUCCACCUGCUGGAUACCCACAACAAGGCUACCCUCCACCACCUGGUGCUUACCCACCUGCAGGAUACCCUCCUCCGGGUGCAUACCCACCUGCGCCUGGUGGUUAUCCUCCAGCACCUGGUGGUUAUCCUCCAGCGCCUGGUUAUGGAGGUUAUCCUCCUGCACCUGGUCAUGGUGGUUACCCUCCUGCUGGCUAUCCUUCUCAUCACUCUGGUACACUCUCUUUUUCUCGUGCAGUUUCGCAGUAUCGAAAAAGGUUUCAAUUUGUUGUUGUGAAAAAAGUAAAAAACAUAUAAUUUUGUCUACAUGUU
Molecule: messenger RNA, 534 nt
Organism: Camelina sativa (false flax)
Lineage: Eukaryota; Viridiplantae; Streptophyta; Magnoliopsida; Brassicales; Brassicaceae
Source: RefSeq, a predicted model, not a curated record